AUGGCUCCCCGCCCAGAAUGGAGUGGAGAACAUCAGGGUGCAAAGGGAGCCGGGUGCUGCUUGCGGUGGGUGGUGCUGCUCCUAGGAAUUGGCGGGACGGCAGAAGGUGUGUCGUGUCCCCAGGGGUGCACUUGCGAGUAUCUGGCCGUGAACUGCACAGGGAAGGGGCUUGCAGAGUUCCCGGCAACCAUCCCUCUGGACACCAGGCAGCUGAUCCUGGCUCAAAACCAGCUCAGCUACUUGCCAUCCGUGGAGCUGAACUUCCUCAGCGACUUGAUCUAUCUAGACUGCAGUGGCAAUGCUUUGGGCCAGGACCUGGACUUCACCUUCGUGAGCAUCAUCAAGCUUGUCUACUUGGACCUCAGUUUCAACAACCUCACCUUGAUCACGUUUGGGACCUUUUCCCAGCUCGGCAGCCUGGUUGUGCUCAAGCUCUCCGACAACCCCGGCCUGGUGGAGAUUGAGAAGGACUCCUUUGCCAACAAUACCUGGCUGAGGCACCUGGAUGUGAGCCGCUGUAGCCUGACGUUCAUUGAUGCAAUUACCCUCAGGGACCUGCCCAACCUGAGAAGCCUGGGCUUAAGCGGGAAUCCCUGGUUCUGCAACUGCUCCUUCAUGGAACUGUGCAGCUUCAUAAAAGAGAGUGGCAUAACUAUCCCAGACUCUGACAACGUCACCUGCUACAGCCCAGCUUUUGUGCAUGACUUGAAGAUGCUGGAAGAGGCACAGGAGCAACUGAAUUAUAAAUGCUUCAUCCAUUUUGAUGACCAAGACUAUCUUUUCCUGGGUCUGGUUGGGUUCUGCAUCUUCUCUGCUGGUACAGUGUUUGCCUGGCUCUUGGGAGUUUGCGCGGUUGUAUAUGAAUUCUUAACUGCGACAGGAGACGAUGAAGAUGAAGAGGACUGGGACGAAUGA
Molecule: messenger RNA, 915 nt
Organism: Podarcis raffonei (Aeolian wall lizard)
Lineage: Eukaryota; Metazoa; Chordata; Lepidosauria; Squamata; Lacertidae
Product: leucine-rich repeat-containing protein 52-like
Exons: 2
Coding region: 1-915 (304 amino acids)
Cellular component (GO): voltage-gated potassium channel complex
Molecular function (GO): transmembrane transporter binding; potassium channel activator activity; voltage-gated potassium channel activity
Source: RefSeq, a predicted model, not a curated record